Molecule: messenger RNA, 1452 nt
Organism: Venustampulla echinocandica
Lineage: Eukaryota; Fungi; Ascomycota; Leotiomycetes; Helotiales; Pleuroascaceae
Exons: 3
Coding region: 1-1452 (483 amino acids)
Biological process (GO): coenzyme A biosynthetic process
Cellular component (GO): nucleus; cytosol
Molecular function (GO): ATP binding; pantothenate kinase activity
Source: RefSeq, a predicted model, not a curated record
AUGGCUACCGAAAUGUCGCACACAAAUGUCUCGCAGAGAGACACCGCCGACUCCUCCUACCCCCCACUGCCGCCAACUUCCUCCUCGAGGCACCUCCGUAUGCGAACCAAUACUGCCGAGAUAGACAGCACCAUCAUACAUCCUGGAUCCGUCAAGAUCAAUGUCAAGGGUGCCUUUAUAGUCGAUGAGGACUCCGAGUCCCCAAAUGAAAGGCCCCCAAAUGGCGGAUGCUAUGACACCAAAGACAUUCGGCUACCGAAUCAUACUGCCGUUGUCAGUCACAUUGCUGUCGAUAUUGGCGGCUCGUUAGCAAAGUUGGUCUAUUUCUCCCGCGAACCACACUCCCGCGAACCCGGAGGACGUCUGAACUUCAUAAACUUCGAAACUGACCGAAUUGAUGAUUGUAUAUCAUUCAUGGAGCAGCUGAAGGUCAAGCAGCAGGAGCUCAAUGGGUCAAAUCCGGGGGCGUUAUGCGUUAUGGCCACGGGAGGUGGUGCCUAUAAGUACUAUGACAAGAUCCGUGACGUUUUAGGCGUCGAUGUUUUGCGUGAAGACGAGAUGGAGUGUCUAAUUAUUGGGCUUGAUUUUUUUAUUACCGAGAUCCCCCGGGAAGUUUUCACCUAUAGUGAAACAGAUCCAAUGCAUUUCGAGGAUCCCCAUUCCAAUAUUUACCCCUAUCUUUUGGUCAAUAUCGGCUCUGGGGUGAGCAUGAUCAAAGUUUCCGGCCCGCGAGAAUAUCAGCGAGUAGGAGGUACUUCUCUGGGUGGCGGCACACUUUGGGGUCUCCUAUCCCUCUUGACUGGCGCCAAAACGUUUGAUCAAAUGCUGGGCAUGGCCGAACGAGGCGACAAUGCUAAAGUUGAUAUGCUUGUUGGCGACAUCUAUGGGACUGAUUACGGCAAAAUCGGGCUAAAAAGCACCACAAUCGCAAGUUCCUUCGGCAAGGUAUUUCGUAUAAAACAAGAGGCCGAACACCAGGCUGAAGCUAGUGGUGGCCUUCCAAAUGGCGAUGCGGAAUCGCCAUCUCCCCAUAUCAAUAGCUCGGAAGAACCUUCUAAACCUAAGGACGAACCGCCCUUCGACGCCGCAGAUAUCUCUCGCUCCCUCCUGUAUGCAAUAUCGAACAAUAUCGGACAGAUUGCAUAUCUGCAAUCGGAGAAGCACUCUCUAUCCACGAUCUACUUUGGUGGUAGUUUCAUUCGCGGCCACACACAGACGAUGAAUACGCUCAGUUACGCAAUCAAAUUUUGGAGCAACGGUGAGAAGAAUGCCUAUUUUUUGAGACACGAGGGCUUUCUAGGGGCAGUAGGGGCCUUUUUGAAGCGACAGCCGAGGAACUGGGGAAGGAGAGGCAGUCUUGAGGAAGGUGGGGCAUCAGAGUUUGAAGCCAGGGCAGAGGUUCGGGCUUCCGCUCCUGACUACGACAGAGGGGCAAGUUAUCCUUCUUGCUAG